CUAUUUGAAGCCAAGAAAAGAAGCAGAUCCAUUCCUCCCAAUUCAAAAUGAAGCAUCAACUGCACUCGGUGAGCCCUUAUUACCUCGAAUUUGCUCACGCAGGGCUACUGACGAUUCACCUUCGCACUCUGUCUUGACAAUCACCGUCGAUUGUGAAAAUGAGAGAGACUCCGUGCCUGAAAUCAGAUGCUCGAAUGGUGAGAUUGUAGAAGAAAUUGCACAACAAAGAGAAGAAGUGAAGGAGCAAGUAAAGAGGAGCAGUAUUGUGGUGAAGGAAGAGAAGAGGAUAAAGCAUUACAGCAGCCGCCAUAAGAUACUGUUGGUGGGGGAGGGUGACUUCUCCUUCUCUGCUUGUCUGGCGGUGGCGUUUGGCUGCGCCACCAACAUUAUUGCAACAUCCCUCAAUUCUCAAGCAUUCUUGAAGAAGCAUUAUGGGAAAGCUAUGUCCAACAUCGCGGAAUUAAAGAGCAGAGGGAGCAAGGUGAUGCAUGGGAUCGAUGCAACUGAAAUAGCCAAGCAUCAAUUGCUCCGACAACUCAAAUUCGAUCGCAUAAUCUUUAAUUUCCCUCAUGCUGGAUUUUUUUCGAGAGAGUCGACCGAAUGUCAGCUUGGGCGUCACAGGAAACUGGUGAGCCAGUUUCUGAUGAACGCGAAACAGAUGAUAAGUGAAAAUGGUGAGAUUCACAUUUCGCACAAGACGAAUGGUUUCCACGCCCAAUUUAAGGUGGAAAGCAUUGCUUCUUCGCAUGGGCUUAGGCUUAUGGAGGCUGUCAAAUUUAAAUGUGGGCAUUAUCCAGGCUACAACACCAAGUAUGGAUUUGGGGGAGAUAAAAACUUUAAUCCAAACCCAAGCAAAACCUUCAAAUUCGGCCUUAAAACCUUACCGCCUUCCUGACUUUUUUUUCUUCUCUUUAAUUACAAAGCUUAAUUUCGGAUGUAUCUGAAUUUUGUGCCAAAUGUCGUUUGGGACUAUGGUUUUUUUUAAUGUUUUUCAAGUUAUAAUAUGGAAAAUCCUUUAUUAGCUAAA
Molecule: messenger RNA, 1027 nt
Organism: Salvia miltiorrhiza (redroot sage)
Lineage: Eukaryota; Viridiplantae; Streptophyta; Magnoliopsida; Lamiales; Lamiaceae
Exons: 3
Coding region: 443-895 (150 amino acids)
Biological process (GO): rRNA base methylation
Cellular component (GO): cytoplasm
Molecular function (GO): rRNA (uridine-N3-)-methyltransferase activity
Source: RefSeq, a predicted model, not a curated record